GGGGAAUUAGCACCAGAGAUGCCUUUAUUGCAUCUUUAUCAUCGGCUAAAGAAACAGUUAAUCUAAGGAUAAUACAGAUUGUCUUGUGUAUCGAUUGGAACAACCUCCUGAUUAGGCUUAACAUGGGUGACGCUCCAGAUUCAAAUGCCCGGAUGGUUGGAGAUAUCCAAUUAAACAGUAGCAAAAUACCGCCUACAGACCUCUAUAUUUAAAAUUAGCUUGUGUGUCCCUCGUAGGUCCAGAUAUAGAAGACAUGUCGCUAUCGAGAGCGUCCGUACUCCGAACGUUGCUUGCCCUGGGUGUUCUUCAGCUUACCUGCAUUGUAGCGAAUGAAAAGAUUGAAGGUGCGGUGUGCAUCCCAUUACCUAAAUAUGGUGACUUGGCUGUCUGUUUAGACUAUGAUUCAGCUAGCGAUUCCAAGUCUGGUCCCUCAAAUUCUGGUUCCCAGAAAGGCGAUCCUUCAAUCUACCUAACCUUCCUCAAGGCCGACGACGACUCGAAAUCAGCCGACAAAAGGCGAUUUGAUUCUAUUGCUUACGGGUCCUCAUUUGGUCGGUUUAAUGGCAAGAGGUCAUUCGAUUCUAUAGGUUACAAAGGUAAUUCGUUUCAUGGCUUUCGAAAAAGAUCCCCUUUUGAUUCAAUAGCAUAUGGUUCAGGACAUUUUGGAAUAUUCAAUGCCAAACGGAUUCCAUAUAUGUACAGAGACUACAGAUAUGGAGGGCAUGGCUUGUUUGCUAAGAAGAAGACUUUCGAUUCCAUCGCACACGACACGGGCUCCUUUGGAGGCUUCUCAAAAAGAACCCUCGAUUCAAUAUAUAAUCAACAUGGCGAAUUUGGUGGAUUUUCAAAGAAGUCCUUUGAUUCAAUUGCUCACAGUGCGGGUCACUUUGGGCGUUUCUCUAAACGUUCUGUUGACUCUCCUAUUGCCAAUAAAGAAAAGACCGUGUCACGGGUGAAGAGAUCAUUUGACUCUAUUGCACAUUCAUCGGGAAAGUUUGGAAUUUUCUCAAAGCGUAGACCAUUUGAUUCAAUCGGUCAUGAUUCUGGUUACUUCGGAGGGUUUUCUAAGAAAUACAGUAUGGACCCCAUCGCCCAUGGAUCUGGCAGAUUUGGGGGAUUUUCAAAACGACGCUUUGACUCUAUUGCGAAUAAAUCGGGGUCGUUUGUCCGUUUUAUGAAGAAAAGAACUGACGAGAUUCCAAAAGGAUCAUUGGACUCGGUAUGAAUGUAUGAAUAAAACCUUGUGACUGUUAAUGUUGGUGUACAGCAAUGUUACUGGUAUAUUUCAUGUGGUUAUUAAAUCCAAUUUCCUUUCGUUGAAUUUGAAGAGAAUGCAUGCGUAUUUAGGUUGUAUAUAUACAAACACAACACCGGAUAUUCACGGUAUAUUUCGUCUGAUUAUAUUCAUAAAGAUAUAUAGCAUCUCACGAGUGUAUAAUCUCGAUGUUAUAUUCAAUAUAAUGAAGUAAAAGGUCAGAGUUAAUUUUAAUACAACUGUACAAGUACAUUGAUUCUCGGGUGAUAUAGAUUUUAUCAUAUUCACAUGUUUAGCACAUGGAUUUCUUGUCAGUUAGCUUUAGUGUGGAUAUAUUUCUCUCUUUGUAUGCAGUGUUUUCAGUUUUGAAUAAAUAUACCAGAUAAAAGACGA
Messenger RNA from Ostrea edulis (European flat oyster), 1648 nucleotides. RefSeq lists its product as uncharacterized. The record is from RefSeq and is a predicted model, not a curated record. The coding region runs from base 254 to 1225 and encodes 323 amino acids. Lineage: Eukaryota; Metazoa; Mollusca; Bivalvia; Ostreida; Ostreidae. The transcript has 2 exons.